AUGGCUACAAUAAGUAGUUCAGAGACAUUUUUACCACUUGCUUUAAUGGAUAAAUGUAUUGGAAGUAAGAUAUGGAUAAUGAUGAAAGGUGAUAAAGAAAUUGUUGGAAAAUUAGUUGGCUUUGAUGAAUAUGUUAAUAUGGUAUUAGAAGACGUAACUGAAUAUACAUAUGUAAAUAAUGUUAAAAAAGUAAAUAAAAUAAAAAAAUUAUUAUUAAAUGGUUUAAAUAUAACAAUAAUGGUUCCUGGAGGAACACCAGUUAAUUAUUAUGAUUAUGAAGAAAAAUUAGAAGAAAAUAUUGAUGACAAAGCUAGCUAA
Messenger RNA from Plasmodium gallinaceum, 318 nucleotides. RefSeq names its product U6 snRNA-associated Sm-like protein LSm5, putative. The transcript has 3 exons. The record is from RefSeq and is a predicted model, not a curated record. NCBI's taxonomy places the organism in Eukaryota, Apicomplexa, Aconoidasida, Haemosporida, Plasmodiidae. Gene Ontology annotation, biological process: mRNA splicing, via spliceosome. Gene Ontology annotation, cellular component: U6 snRNP; U4/U6 x U5 tri-snRNP complex; Lsm1-7-Pat1 complex. Gene Ontology annotation, molecular function: RNA binding. Bases 1 to 318 code for a protein of 105 amino acids.